Molecule: messenger RNA, 3294 nt
Organism: Pocillopora damicornis (cauliflower coral)
Lineage: Eukaryota; Metazoa; Cnidaria; Anthozoa; Scleractinia; Pocilloporidae
Product: extracellular calcium-sensing receptor
Biological process (GO): G protein-coupled receptor signaling pathway
Cellular component (GO): membrane
Molecular function (GO): G protein-coupled receptor activity
Source: RefSeq, a predicted model, not a curated record
AGCCAGAAGCUCGCAAGUGAUAACGAUUGGCUGUUGUUUGUAGAGUAACACUUCAGGUUUCUAAAUUGAAAUUAACAUAAAAAGUUACUGAUCACCACCUUAUCUGCAAAAUACACGUAUGUACCAAUAACUAAUGUCUAUGCGUUGGGUUCACCAACAAGUAAGCGGAGAAAGAAGAGUAAUGCUAUGAGUUCGUUGCACUACCAGUUGUUUCUUUUCUUCUGCUUCUAUGCUGCUGUUCAGGCUCCAUACAGAGAAGGCGAUAUCAUGUUGGGCGGACUUUUCAGCGUGCACCAGCCGCCAGACAUGCCAGGGAGCCAAUGUGGAGAGAUAAAUUUGAGAGAACUUAGUCAGACGCAGGCCAUGAUCUUCGCAAUCGAACGAAUAAACAACGACACAAGUCUUCUUUCUAACAUUACCCUAGGAUAUGACGUAAGAGAUUACUGUGCCAUAAGUCAAAGAUCAGGGAAGAUAACUUACGAACUGUUUGAAGAUACCCUCUGUGCUAACUCAGCAGCCGGUAAUAAGACCAAAAGGAAGCCUAUUGUUGCCUUAAUCGGUCCCUUCGACUCCCGCACAGCUUUGUAUAUUGGCGGAAUUCUCCGUAUGUUUAAUGUCUCUGGAAUAAGCGGAACAACAACCAGUGGGGAGCUGAGUUCCAACAGUUAUGCUCAUCUGUAUCGUACUGUGCCCUCCGAUACAUUUCUUGCAAAAGCUAUGGUCGACAUCAUUGAACACUUUAACUGGAGUUAUGUGGCUGCCGUUGGACUUGAUGACUCGUAUGGCAGAGGCGGAGUAUGGUCUUUAGUCAAUGAAGCAACGGCUAGGAAGCAUCCAUUUUGCAUCGCGAUGACUGAGUUUAUACGUCACGAGGCACAAUUUCCUAGCAUUAAGUAUGUCGUUGAAGAAUUGAAAAGCCGCCAAAAUAUCAAAGUAGUUAUCUUAUGGGACUAUUUGCAAAGGUUUAUAGAAGAAGUCAGCAGACAAAACCUCACAGAUCGCGUUUGGAUUUUAAGUGAAAUAUACUCGAUUUCGAAAGAAAACGACUUCAUGGAUUCAAGAUUCUCUGUCUUGGAAGGAUCUAUAGGAUUUCAACAUCAUGAUUACAAUGGGCACGAAUUUAAAGAGAGCCUAAAAACCAUUCUGACGAACGCGAUGACUGAUAAUAUGACUUCAGAGUGGAGUGAUGUUGAGGAUAAUCCAUGGAACUGUCCAGGAUUUCGACAAGUCUACGACAGUUCCAAAUCUGAGCAGCACCACAGCAAUGUUGUUAAUGAAAUCUACAGCAGUUACGUUCCAUACAUCAUCGACGCUGUGUACUCAGCAGCCCAUGCUCUGGACAUAUUGACCACAGAUUUGAACGGCAUCGAUGCCAGUGAUCUGCAGCAGUUUGAUGUGAAUAUUAAAAAAAUGCAAAAGGUCCUUGGAAGAGUAAAUUUUACAGGGUUAACAGGAAAAAUUAAGUUUGACAAAUUUGGUGAUAUAGACUCGGCGUCAUAUGACAUUUUCAGUAUCGAACGAGUAUCAUCCGAGACCAAUGGUCUUAAAACCACCCUUGUAGGGAAAUGGGAAAAUCAUGCAAAAAGUAAGGCUCAGUUAAAUUUUUAUCGUGAAAUUCUUUGGAGGACUGUGAAUGGUGAAACACCAAAAUCUGAAUGCUCGGAACAAUGCCAGCCAGGAACGAGAAAGUCGUCUACUUCACCUUGCUGUUGGCACUGCGUCCAGUGUCCUGGCGGCUCAGUCAACCCUUAUCCUGGCUCUGCGAGUUGUGUUGAGUGUCCUAAGGGUAGAACAGCUAAUCAGGCUAAGACAGAGUGUGUAGCUUUGCCCUCGGCAAACUUAAGCUACACCAGUGUUGGCGGAAUGUUUAUUCUUGGGUUUGCCACUCUUGGUGUAAUUCUCUCAUUUUUUUCUUUCGUAGUGAUUGUUAAAUUCUGGAACAGUCCUAUCGUCAAGGCAUCCAAAAGGGAGUUGAGCAUUUCUCUCCUAUUAUCUGUUCUUUUGUUGCUAUCUCUGACAUUCAUAAAUGUCUUGGAGCCCACAAAUACAAUUUGCAGAAUUAUUUAUCCGGUUCGCUACUUGGCAUAUAAUCUUUGUCUCUCUGUCUUGCUAACGAAAUUCUUGCUUAUCUCGAGCGCAUUUCAGGUUCCAAUAGUGAUCAACUCUCUCUCGGACAGAGUUCAAGUUUGUAUUUUAAUAAUGUUGCAAGUAUUGCUGCUGAUUUUUAUUCUACCGUGGCUUCAACUAGAUCCACCCUUUAAAGUGCAACAUAUUUAUUCCGAACUCUACACUUUUAGUAAGUGCAAAGCAUUCACUAGUUUUACUGGAAAAAGCCUAUUUUCGGUAAUAUGUUUUUAUGUUUUCGUCCAGUUGCUACUAUCCGCAGUUUUUGCCUUUAAUGUAAGGAAAAUUCCUGAAACUUUUAGUGAGGCAAAGCGGACAGCUUUUUCCUUGUACAUAUUUCUGUUGUCCUUGCUAUGUUUUCACCCAGUGGAGUGGUCUAUCGAUGGAUGGUAUGUAACGGUUGUGGACUGUGUCACAACUCUGUUGAGUGCGUAUGGUUUCCUUGGUUGCAUAUUUUUGCCCAAGAUGUAUAUCCUACUAUUCAGACCGGAUCUAAACGUCUUGGCCAACAUUAGACAAGAAGUCACUCAGUUCUCGUUUGGCUCGAACCGUGUUCGUGUCAGACCUGCUGUUGAUAUUUCCACCCAGGAACCCAAUGUUAGACAAAAGUGAGACAAAAGCCUUAAAAUAUUAAGAUAAUAGAAACGAAAAAGUCUCAAAGUAACCAUUGUAACCAAUCGAAAGAAUAAGUACCUUAUUAGUAUGUUUUAAGCGAUAUUUGGUUGAAGUGAACAUUCAUUUCUUAAAGGAAAAACCUAAUUCAAAGGACAUUCAACUUCCAUAAAAUUUUAUGUUUGUUUGUACAAGGUGAUUAAAGUGAACGUUUCCUAAUUGAGUACUGUCUAUCUUUUCUAUUCGAGAUUGAGCAAUUGCCUCUACUACAAGUAAAAAAAGAUUUAAAAUGAAUAGUCUUGUCCUUCGGUGUGGAAUGAUUACAAAAUAACCAAAGUAUAAGAUCACGAUGUACCAAGCUUUGGUGCAUGCUUCUGAAUCCUCCCGAAUCCCUCCAAUAAUUUUAAGGCGAUUAGAAACAAAUGAUUUGUUGAUUGUCAUCUAACACGACAUUGAGUUGGCUUCUUGGACGAAAAUCGCGCGUAAUCCAAGCUAGAAUGAGUAUUCAUUUUAAAAUUUUGCCCUGUAUGUAAUAAACGAGUAAUCGCAAGUGCCUUC